Molecule: messenger RNA, 972 nt
Organism: Trichomycterus rosablanca
Lineage: Eukaryota; Metazoa; Chordata; Actinopteri; Siluriformes; Trichomycteridae
Gene: rhoga
Product: ras homolog family member Ga
Exons: 2
Coding region: 86-661 (191 amino acids)
Biological process (GO): establishment or maintenance of cell polarity; regulation of cell shape; cell chemotaxis
Cellular component (GO): cell projection; cytoplasmic vesicle; cytoskeleton
Molecular function (GO): GTP binding; GTPase activity; protein kinase binding
Source: RefSeq, a predicted model, not a curated record
AGCAAGUUUUAAUAAUAAUCAGACAGAGCACAAGACACUUCAGUUACAGAAUCACUGCUCAAGGGAGGGUGGCAGGGUCGAAAAAAUGCAGAGCAUCAAGUGUGUGGUGGUAGGUGAUGGAGCUGUAGGAAAGACCUGUCUACUAAUUUCCUACACCAGUAAAGCAUUUCCCAAAGAGUACAUCCCUACUGUGUUUGAUAAUUACAGUUCAGAGAUAACAGUAAAGUCCAAGACCAUAAGCCUGAAUCUAUGGGACACAGCAGGUCAAGAGGCAUAUGACCGCCUGCGCACUAUAUCCUAUCCCCAGACCAACGUUUUCAUCAUGUGCUUCUCUGUCUCCAACCCAACCUCUUAUGCAAAUAUUAAGCUUAAGUGGUAUCCUGAGAUAUCAAAACACUGUCCCAAUGUGCCCAUACUCUUAGUGGGAACCAAAAAAGACCAAAGACAGGAUCCAGACAUUUUAAAAAAACUGAAAGAACAGAACUUGACUGCGGUGACUGAGCAGCAGGGAAGGGCUGCAGCUCGAGAUAUCAGGGCUUUUAAGUACCUGGAGUGUUCAGCUCUACACCAGGAUGGAGUAAAGGAAAUAUUCGAAGAAGCUGUACAUGCUUACCUGAACCCUACACCUCCACCUUCUAGAAGAUUCUGUGUAGUUUUGUAAGGACAUUGGUUUCAAACAUCACAUAUGGAGAAAAAUGACUAUUUUAUUAGCUCACUCGACAUGGAUUUGUAACAUGGAAUAAUAAUGAUACAGCUAAUGUUUUUAAUAAUGACAGUAGUUUGGGUAUUUCUGCUCAUGUCAAAGUAAAUCAGUACAUAGAACAUUGCAUUAUAUUAUUAUAUUGUGCAUUACAGUAACUUUAUAAUGUUUCUUGUCUAUUUAAACCACUAGUGCCACUAUAGAGCAGGGUAGGAUAAAAUGGAUUUUCAAAAAUUUCAUUUCACAUGUUCCUUUUAAAAUUCAUAGAUAUG